CCGUUACAUACUAGUUUAAAUAUAACCUGAAAAUAUUGAUGAGUUGCGUGAUGACUUGGUAUUUCGGUUCUAUACUUAUACUUUGGUCUUGAACGUACGAAGGUUGCGUUUUGUUAAUUGACUAAAUACUACGAUAAGUUUGAAGGUUAAUAAUAAAUAUAUAAUAAGGUGUAGGUAGAGUAGCAAGUCAUUUUGUUUUCAUUUAACGCCGGAGUUUAUCGAGUGAAAACGUUAUCUAGUUAAAAUGGCGCAAGCAAUACCAUCGGUUUUAUCAUUGGAAAAUGAAGUUUUCCGUUCGUUUUUAUUUUACUCCUGCAUUUUGGUGUUGAAAAUGCUGUUUAUGUCGCCCCUAACUGGAUCUAAAAGGAUGAAGCACAAGGCCUUCGCCAAUGUCGAAGACGCCAAAGGAUUCAACGUUAAACCCAAAUUGGACGACAACGUUGAGCGUGUAAGAAGAGCCCAUUUGAACGACAUCGAAAACAUUCCUCUAUUUUUCGUCGCCGGUGUUUUGUAUACCAUCACCAAUCCAUCAGUCUAUUUGGCGAAAAUGCUGUUUUUGGUAUACACUGUAGCCAGAGUAGCGCACACCAUUGUAUACGCUGUGGUUCCUCUACCACAACCCGCUAGAGGAAUAAGCUGGGUCACCGGUUUCGGUAUCACUGUCUAUAUGACUGUUAUGAGCUUAAUACACUUUUUGUAGUGUUUUUUUUUAUAAUAUUUUUGUUACGAAUCCAUUGAUAUAAAUUUUAAGAAAAUAAAGACACUAUUUGCAU
Messenger RNA from Phyllotreta striolata, 773 nucleotides. NCBI's taxonomy places the organism in Eukaryota, Metazoa, Arthropoda, Insecta, Coleoptera, Chrysomelidae. The record is from the annotation of a GenBank genome assembly.